GCGGCAUGGCGGGGCUGGGCGGUAUGCUCCUCCCGUGCCGGAGGCUGCAUACAGCGGUGAGUCACUGCAGGGCCCGAAGUGGCCCUGAGCACCGGUGGAUCGCCCGGCAGCGGAACGACCCGUUUGUGAAGGCUGCGAAGGUGGAGAGUUACCGGUGCCGAAGUGCCUUCAAACUCCUGGAGGUGAACGAGAAGCACCGGCUCCUCUGGCCCGGCCUGCGGGUGCUGGACUGCGGGGCAGCCCCUGGCGCUUGGAGUCAGGUGUCUGUGCAGAAAGUCAACGCUGCUGCCUCAGAUCCAAGUGCACCGGUUGGCUUUGUGCUUGGGGUAGAUCUUCUUCACAUCAACCCUCUGGAAGGAGCAACUUUCCUGUGCCCAGCUGAUGUCACUGACCCAGGAGUCUUCCGGAGAAUUCAGGAGCUGCUUCCAGGAGGAAGAGCAGAUGUGAUCCUGAGUGAUAUGGCCCCCAAUGCCACUGGGAUCCGGGACUUGGAUCACGACAGGCUCAUUAGCCUCUGCCUGUCCCUCCUGGCACUGGCUCCAGGUCUCCUGCAGCCUGGGGGCACAUUCCUUUGUAAAAUCUGGGCUGGCAGUCAGACGCGCUGCUUACAGAGGAGGCUGGCAGAGAACUUCCAGAGGAUGCGGACUGUAAAACCCGAGGCCAGCCGGAAAGAGUCGUCUGAGGUGUACCUCCUGGCCACCCAGUACCGAGGAGGGAAGGGGCCUGUGCAGGGCUGACCUUUUUCUCCUAUUCCUGCUCCUCCACUUUGCCCCCAUCACACAAAUGUAGCUCAAGCUCUCUGGGAAAUGGCUGAGGGAGCUGAGCUGAGCUGGCCCUCUGGGGUGUAGCAGGCAUGACACGCAUGGAGCCUGUGUACGAGACCGGAGAGUGAUGACGUGUUCAGUGCUGUGAUGCCUGAUCAGAAACACUCCACACCGUCUCUGUGAGGAACUUUACUGUAGGAGGCGGCCAAAAAGAUGAGAGAGGGAGGAGAGAAGCUUACAAGGGCUAUCUAUGGCAGAGCUCACCCUGACCCUGGUCCGUCCUGGAAACAGCCUGCCUUUCCCCAGCCUGGAACUGAGCAGUUAGGAAGGUCUGAAACGCCCACGUCGGGGUUAAUGUCCACCUGGCCGAUGGCUCUCUGGAAACCGCCUUUCUUCCAACAGGCAGUGC
Molecule: messenger RNA, 1173 nt
Organism: Sorex fumeus (smoky shrew)
Lineage: Eukaryota; Metazoa; Chordata; Mammalia; Eulipotyphla; Soricidae
Gene: MRM2
Product: mitochondrial rRNA methyltransferase 2
Exons: 3
Coding region: 6-737 (243 amino acids)
Biological process (GO): RNA methylation
Cellular component (GO): mitochondrion
Molecular function (GO): rRNA (uridine-2'-O-ribose)-methyltransferase activity
Source: RefSeq, a predicted model, not a curated record